AUGGUCAUACAUGUCCUGUGUGGUCUGUAUACUUCUGGAAGUUACGAUAAAUCUAUCCAUUUAUGGGAUGUUAAGACAGGAUAAGAAAAAGCAAAAUUGGAUGACAUAGUAAUUCAAUUUGGUCUGUUUGCUUCUCACCUGAUGGAACUUCCCUUACAUCUGGUAGUUUUGAUAACUCUAUACGUUUAUGGGAUGUUAAUAGCAGAGAACUUUAAUUUUAAAUGGAGAAUUUGUGAAUUAUUAAGGAAUAGAUUUACGAUCAUUAUUAAAACGUAAAGGGAGUAUUUUUUUUUGAAUGUUAACAGAUAAACUAAUAAAAGUAAUAAAAUUUAUUAUUAGAAAUGUUAAUUAUAUUUGAGUUAUUUAUUAAUUUGUCAUUUCUUUUUAAAUUUUUACAUUUUUGUAAAGGGGGUUGAAAGACCUAAAACUAAAACAAAACGCUCUGAUCAUAAACACUGGACAUCUGAGCCAUAGAAAUUUUAUUACAUUUCUGCUGCUUACAAUCAACUCCUAUUGGUGAAAAUAUCCCAGCACAUUUAAUAUUAAUUUCUUAAUAAUUACUCUAAGGAUCAUUAAAACAGAUUUGGCUCUGUUUUUUACUUAUUUUUUUCAACAUAAUCUU
Paramecium sonneborni is the source of this 622-nucleotide messenger RNA. The record is from the annotation of a GenBank genome assembly. NCBI's taxonomy places the organism in Eukaryota, Ciliophora, Oligohymenophorea, Peniculida, Parameciidae.